Messenger RNA from Saprolegnia parasitica CBS 223.65, 312 nucleotides. RefSeq names its product glutaredoxin. Lineage: Eukaryota; Oomycota; Saprolegniomycetes; Saprolegniales; Saprolegniaceae. The transcript has 2 exons. The record is from RefSeq and is a predicted model, not a curated record. Gene Ontology annotation, molecular function: disulfide oxidoreductase activity. The coding region runs from base 1 to 312 and encodes 103 amino acids.
AUGUCGGUGUACGAGCGGAUCCAGCGCGAGAUCGACACCCAUACCGUGAUGCUGUACAUCAAGGGCACGCGGGAGGCGCCCGAGGCCGGCUUCUCGAGCCAAGUCGUCGCUGUCUUCCGCACGCUCGACGUCGACUUUGGCGUCGCGAAUCUGCUCGAGUGCGCCGAGCUGCGCCAAGCGAUCAAGGAUUUUUCGAGCUGGCCGACGAUCCCACAGAUUUUUAUCCGCGGCAAGUUUCUCGGGGGCAGCGAUACGCUUCUCGAAAUGUACAAGUCGGGCGAACUCCAGCGCAUCUUGGGUCUGGGCCCAUAG